UUAAAUAUGGAGUCCACGUUAGGACGGGGUGGUCCGUGCUCCGGUCCGAGUCUGAAGAACUUGACUGAACCGGGUUUCGGAGUUCCUAAAAAUGAGCAGCAUCCAGCUGUGCAAGAGCUUUGCCGAGCGCACAUUGAUUCGUUUGAUCAAGCGGUCACCGACGGGCUUUGUCGUGUUGUGCAGGCCAUCCCGCCACUGGAGUUCAUGUUUAAGAAUGAUCGUAUUACCCUGGCAUUUGAGGAGGUCACAAUCAGCAACCCGGUGGUCACUAAGGGAACGAUCUGUCGUGACCUGAGAGUUUUCCCUGCAGAAUGUAGGGGUAGGCGCACCACCUACAGAGGGAAAUUAGUAGCAGGUGUCAGCUGGUCAGUGAAUGGCAUUCCCAAAGGGAUUAUCAAGCAGUCUCUCGGUUGGGUGCCAAUCAUGGUGAAGUCCAAGCUCUGCAAUUUGCACGGUCUGUCUCCAAAAGAGCUCAUUGCACAUCAUGAGGAAGCAGAGGAAAUGGGAGGGUAUUUUAUCAUCAAUGGAAUUGAGAAGGUAAUUCGACUGCUGAUCAUGCCCAGGAGGAACUUCCCUAUUGCAAUGGUGAGGCCUAAAUGGAAGAGCAGGGGCCAAGGUUACACACAGUACGGUGUUUCAAUACGCUGUGUAAAGGAGGAACACACAGCUAUUAACAUGAAUCUACACUAUCUGGACAAUGGAACGGUGAUGGUGAACUUCAUCUACCAGAAGGAGCUCUUCUUCAUUCCUCUGGGAUUUGCCUUAAAGGCGCUGGUGGAGUUUACAGAUUACCAGAUCUAUCAAGAGCUGAUCAAAGGGAGGGAGGAGAACUCUUUCUACAAGAACUGUGUGUCAGAGAUGCUGCGCAUGGUGAUGGAGGAGGGCUGCACCACCAGGAAGCAGGUGCUGAACUACCUGGGGGAGAGGUUCCGGGUCAAGAUGCUCCUGCCGGAGUGGUACUCCAAUGAACAGUGCGCAGAGUUCCUUCUGGGGCAGUGCCUCUGCAUUCACCUGAAGUCCAACGUGGAGAAGUUCUACCUGCUGUGUCUGAUGACGCGAAAGCUCUUCAGCUUUGCCAAGGGAGGGUGCAUGGAAGAAAACCCAGACAGCUUGAUGUGUCAAGAAGUGCUUACCCCCGGCCAGCUUUACUUAAUGUUUUUAAAAGAGAAAAUGACAGCUUGGUUAUAUUCAGUGAAAAUUACAAUGGACAAAAAAGCACAGAGAGGCAACUGCACGUUGAAUUCGGACAGUCUUGCGAAAAUAUUCAAUUCAGGGUUUGACCUGACCAGACCCUUUGAGUAUCUCUUGGCCACAGGAAACCUUAAUUCAAAAACAGGGCUGGGGAUGCUGCAGAACUCUGGCCUGUGUGUUGUGGCCGACAAGCUGAACUUCAUCCGCUACCUGUCUCACUUCCGCUGCGUGCACCGAGGAGCGGCUUUCUCCAAGAUGAGGACCACGUCCGUCCGUCGGCUUCUGCCCGAGUCCUGGGGGUUCCUGUGCCCUGUCCACACCCCUGAUGGAGAGCCGUGUGGGCUGAUGAACCACAUGACUGCCCAGUGCAAGAUUGUGUCCCAGGCCCUGAGCACGACUUCCUUCCCUGCGCUGCUCUGCUCGAUUGGUGUCACCCCUGUCGAUGGCACUCCCAGCCAGCCCUACUCCGAAUGCUACCCUGUAGUUCUGGAUGGUGCCAUGGUGGGCUGGGUGGAGAAGGACCUUGCGCCAGCGGUAGCCGACACCCUACGUAAUUUUAAGGUGUUGAAGGAGAAGAGGGUGCCUCCCUGGACAGAAAUUGUCCUGGUGCCCAUGACGGGCAAGGCCAGCAUCUACCCUGGGCUGCUCAUCUUCACCACGCCCUGCCGCAUGGUGAGGCCAGUCCGCAACCUGGCCCUGGGGAAGGAGGAGCUGAUUGGCACCUUUGAACAGCUGUACACAGACAUUGGGAUAUUUGAAGGUGAGCUUGUGCCUGGAGUGACAACACAUCAGGAGCUGUUUCCUCACAGCAUGCUGAGUGUGGUGGCCAACUUCAUUCCUUACUCUGACCACAACCAAAGUCCUAGGAACAUGUACCAGUGCCAGAUGGGCAAACAGACCAUGGGCUUUCCCUUGCAUUCGUUCCAGGAGCGGUCUGAUAAUAAGCUUUACCGCAUUCAGACUCCCCAGAGCCCUCUAGUCAGGCCCUCCAUGUAUGAUUACUACAACAUGGACAACUACCCCAUUGGGACUAACGCUAUAGUGGCUGUCAUUUCCUAUACUGGGUAUGACAUGGAAGACGCAAUGAUUGUGAACAAGGCCUCAUGGGAGAGAGGAUUUGCUCAUGGCUGUAUUUACAAGACUGAGCUAAUAGACCUGGAUGAGAAGGUCAAGGGGGGGGAGAACUCCCUGGUGUUUGGAGUGAAGCCUGGAGAUCCGAAGGUGAUGCAGAAACUAGACGAUGACGGCCUCCCACCAGUUGGGGCAGUAUUGCAAUAUGGAGACCCUUUCUACAGCUACAUCAACAUCAACACUGGCCAGAGCUUUGUUAAUUUUUACAAGAGUAAAGAAAGUUGUGUGGUGGACAAUAUAAAAGUCUGCAGCAAUGACACGGGCACGGGGAAGUUUAAGCGCGUCUGCAUCACCGUCAGAGUCCCUCGCAACCCCACCAUUGGGGACAAAUUUGCCAGCCGGCAUGGGCAGAAGGGCAUCCUGAGCCGGCUGUGGCCCACAGAGGACAUGCCCUUCACCGAGAGCGGCAUGGUGCCCGACAUCCUCUUCAACCCCCAUGGCUUCCCCUCCCGUAUGACCAUCGGCAUGCUGAUCGAGAGCAUGGCGGGCAAGUCCGCGGCCAUGCACGGCCUGUGCCACGACGCCACGCCCUUCACCUUCUCCGAGGAGCACUCGGCCCUGCAGCACUUCGGAGAGAUGCUGAAGGCGGCCGGUUACAACUACUAUGGGACAGAGCGGAUGUACAGUGGGUUAAGCGGCUUGGAGCUGGAGGCCGACAUCUUCAUCGGGGUGGUCUACUACCAGAGGCUGCGGCACAUGGUCUCGGAUAAAUUCCAGGUGAGGACUACGGGCGCCAGGGACAAGGUCACCAACCAGCCAGUUGGCGGCAGGAACAUCCAGGGGGGCAUCCGCUUCGGGGAGAUGGAGCGGGAUGCCCUCCUUGCCCAUGGGACUUCCUUCCUGCUCCAUGACCGCCUCUUCAACUGCUCGGACCGCUCGGUGGCCCAGGUGUGUCUGGAUUGUGGCAACCUGCUGUCCCCUCUGCUGGAGAAGCCCCCACCCUCCUGGUCUGCCACCCGCCAGAGGAAGACGGUCUGCGCUCUCUGCAAGAAGAGCGAUUCCAUCGAUGUUGUCUCCAUUCCUUAUGUCUUCCGCUACUUCAUAGCCGAGCUGGCUGCCAUGAAUAUUAAGGUCAAACUGGACAUUAAGUAGCCCGUCCACUUUUGAAGUACUCAGAAUGGAGGCUGUGGAGGAAACGAGGCCUGUGGCUACUUUUUAAAGGAUUUAAACCUAUUUAACUGGGAUAUGAAAUCAUGUGAAAUACCUUAGCCCAGUCAAUGAAGCAUGGCUUUCCUAGUGUAUAUACGAGACUGACACGUAAUCUGUUUGCUGUAAUAUAUUAUUUUUAUUUUUGAAUCAAAGUAUAUUCUGUGAUAAUAUACUUUCUAUUUAAUAACCUUGUUAACACAGUUUGAUCUCAUCAGCAUCCUCCAAAGUAGAGCAACACAGUUUCUGUAUUGUGAUAAAAAGGUGGAAUGAACAGUGUGUUGUGAAAAACAGAAUAAAGCAAACUUCACCUACUUCAGUCACAGUUAUAUAUUCCAGUGCUGGAACGGCUUUUGCUACAGGCUUGUUCCUUCUCUCUAGAUGAGAUGCUGCCAUGAGCUAAUCAUUUGUAAUCUGCUGCAAAAAGCAGGUUGCUCAGUUUUAACUUAACCUGUGCCCUACAACUAGUGUACUUUUGACAAAUUAUAUAGUAUGCUGAAAAUUAGCACUAAAGAUUCUAAAAUGGAGUAUAUUCCUGAAUAUGCAGUUAAAAGAUUUUCAAGGCAUGCCACAGUAACCGUUGAGAAAAACACAGUUCUUUCAGUGAAAAUGGGAGCAAGAGUGAGGUGGUACCCGCUGGGGAUGUGUAAGAGAGGGAAGAAGCAAAAGAUAUGUUUGCAGCUUUUGAAUUUAAUAUUGAUUUCAGAAAAAAAUAAUUGCCAAUAAAAUUAUUCAAGUUUAA
This is a messenger RNA of Lepisosteus oculatus (spotted gar), 4210 nucleotides long. RefSeq names its product RNA polymerase I subunit B (gene polr1b). The record is from RefSeq and is a predicted model, not a curated record. Lineage: Eukaryota; Metazoa; Chordata; Actinopteri; Semionotiformes; Lepisosteidae. Gene Ontology annotation, molecular function: DNA binding; ribonucleoside binding. Gene Ontology annotation, cellular component: nucleus; RNA polymerase I complex. Gene Ontology annotation, biological process: DNA-templated transcription.